Messenger RNA from Syngnathus typhle (broad-nosed pipefish), 2035 nucleotides. Its product is annotated as NXPE family member 3-like. The coding region runs from base 16 to 1833 and encodes 605 amino acids. The record is from RefSeq and is a predicted model, not a curated record. The transcript has 5 exons. Lineage: Eukaryota; Metazoa; Chordata; Actinopteri; Syngnathiformes; Syngnathidae.
AAUGCAUAUCAAAAUAUGGCCAACUCCUCUCUGGUUACUUCCUGGGUGGAGCCAGUGUUCUAUCCCGGCAAGAGCAGUGGGACUUCGUCAUCAUUACUGUGGCGUCGGUCGGUACUCAAUACUACCAUAGUCACGGUCACCAUGUCACUACGUGUAAGGAAUUACAUCCUCAUCGUUGUCUUCCUGUUUGGCCUCGUCUUACUGCUGCAGAAACUCCCCAUUGGAGAGAACUGGAAGUACCACAUAGUGUCAGCACUGGUCCAGAGGCAGUUGUCAAACCUCUCCAGAAGCCACCAAGUCUUUCAGCACAAGGGCGCCUUUCAUUGUCCUCAUCUGGGCCAGCCACAAUCACCUAAAGAAGAGCUGGAAGAACGCAACUUGUUGGACCUCAUCGCCUGGCCCAAGCCGCCCUCUGGCUCCGAAGCACUCGACUUGUCCCAGACAAGUGACCCGCUCCAUAGUCACUUUACAAUUGUCCCUGCCAAAAACUGGUCCGUGGGCGACCAGCUGGAAGUGCAGGUCCAACUGAGGGACUUCAAGGGCCGACCCAAGCGCUACGGCGGCGAUUUGCUGUUGGCCCGGUUGCACUCCCCAAAAGACAGGGCAGGUGUGGCCGGGCAGGUGCUGGACCACAAGAACGGACUUUAUUCCGCUCGAUUCCCGUUGCUGUGGCAGGGCUCGGCUCAGGUUGUUAUCAUGAUGGUCCACUCGAGCGAGGCUGUGGCCGUGCUGCAGAGACUAAGAGAGACAUUGCCCCAUCGGGUGUUCUUUGUCAGCCUCUUUCGCAGAGGCCUUAGCUCUGAGACAACCUCAUGUGAUACAUGCCUGCCGUCAGACCAGGGUCCACUGUGCAACUACACUGACCUUCACUCUGGUGAGCCGUGGUACUGCUUCAAGCCCAAAAACCUCAGCUGUGACACCAGAAUCAACCACGCUAGGGCAGGCUACCUCCAAAACAUCAUUACCGAGAGGGAAUCUUUGCUGUUUCAGAGUGGCGUGAACAUCAAAGUUCCCAUCCGUGCAACUACAACUAACACCAUCACUGUGAUGCCAUCCAUUAAAGAAAGCAGCAGUCAAAAAACGGAUCCCGUGAAGCUGGGGGCGUCCGGGUACUACUACCAGGAUUCGUGGAGGCCAUUCAAUGGCCUCACCAUGCGCCGGUUUGAUAGGGCGUCCAUCACUCGGUGUUUGACCAACAAGUUGAUCUACAUGUACGGCGACUCCACCAUUCGACAGUGGUACGAGUACAUCGUCGGAGUGAUUCCAGAGAUGAAACAAUUUGACCUGCACACCCCCAAAAAAGCGGGGCCCUUAAUGGCGGUGGACAGGACUCACAACAUCGUGCUCAAGUACCGCUGCCACGGCCCACCCAUCAUCUACACCGCCAUCAUGGCCAACGAAUUGCGCUACAUCGCCAACGAACUGGACGGCAUGAUUGGCGGUCCCAACACGGUAGUGGCGCUCAGCGUCUGGGCUCACUUUGGCCCCUUCCCCGUGGAAGUGUACCUACGCCGCCUCCGGCAUAUCCGCAAGGCGGUGGUGCGACUCCUGAACCGGGCGCCGGAAACGGUGAUAGUGAUCCGCACGGCCAACCCUCGGGCACUGGACCGGGACGUCAGCCUGAACCACAGCGACUGGUUUGCACUACAGCUGGAUGUCAUGCUUCGCGCCAUGUUUAAGGGUCUCAACGUUAUGCUGGUGGACGCUUGGCAGAUGUGCGUGGCGCACCACCAACCUCACGACGUGCACCCUCCUGGGGUCAUUGUCAAAAACAUGGUAGACAUGAUGUUGUCCUAUGUUUGUCGUGAUCGGAGCCAGAAGAUAACUUUUUGAAACUCAAAUUAGGUUAAGUGUUAUGGCGACAAUAGGGCCUCACUUAGAAAGUAGCCAUUGGCGGAGUUCGCUACCCUUCACGGUUAGCUGACACUGAGGUGAGAUACUCCAAGAUCCCGCCUUUUCAAUUAAAUUGAAAAUAUUUGAGCCGAAAAACAAGUUUGAACAUCACGAAAAUGAUUCAUUAAAUGCGGGAGAAUCA